Folsomia candida is the source of this 2939-nucleotide messenger RNA. RefSeq lists its product as uncharacterized. Lineage: Eukaryota; Metazoa; Arthropoda; Collembola; Entomobryomorpha; Isotomidae. The transcript has 3 exons. The record is from RefSeq and is a predicted model, not a curated record. The coding region runs from base 106 to 633 and encodes 175 amino acids.
CCGUCAUCCUCGUGGUCGCCUCAGUCGUUCUCUCUCCUUCUUCGGAUACGGAAGUUUUUCUCCUUUAUAUUUCCAAUAAAAAUUGCUCUUCACAAAAUUAUAGUAAUGUACAGAGUCGUAAAAUUUACAAGCGAUGGAAGUGUCCAAUUAGUGCCCUCAACUUGGAUUACGAAAGAUUCAAAGUGCAAGUGGCCACCUGGGCCUUGCACAAACAUUUCUUCGUUAAUAAAAAAUCGUAAAAACCCAAAAACCGACUGGAUUAAGCUCCCCGUGAAACUUUAUAAAUCCUCUGAUGACUACGCUACAGGAAAGCAACUUGAAGAAGCAGCGACGAGAGACCCAGAGUUAAAUUCGACAGAUUCAGAGGUUUCAAACUUGACAAAGAAGAGAGGUAAAAAUCCGAAAGUGCACAACAAAUUACCAACGUCUCCAGUAAGUAGUUCCGAAGCUGAUAUUUCGGGGUCAUCUGGUGAUUCAGAAGUAAUCCAAGGUCGUCCAUUCCACGGAUGCGAAGCUUUCAUAUUUAUCGCACAAAAUCCCGACAUUCAAGAAAGUGCGUAUCAAAAAGCGCGGCGUGUUAUCGGCGACGACUACGAUGCGGUCAUGCUGUCAGAUAUCUCCAAGUUGAUCUAAAUACAUUGCAAUGGCGCUGACAGGAGGGAUGCAAAUUAUUCCCUUGCUCUCAUCCUCGUUCGAUAAGUCGUGGAGGGAAUGGAUAUCGGAAAUAGCCUCAUUAUUCGGAAAUAUACAAAUGUUUUGAUGUCACCACCCUUAACCCUUCAUUACGGUCUUAAAGAAUAUAUUUACAUAGGGAGAAUUCAAGUACAAUACCAACCAGUGAUGGAUUCAAUACCCUCUUCAUUCGGCUGGUACCUUAAUCACCAAAUAGUCAUGUUUUUAAUGCAACGCCUUGUCAAAUCUUUAGAGUUACAAACAGUUACAAAACCUUAUGAAUAUUUUGUACUCAAUGUACCCCUUAUGGCGAGACUGGAGCUUUACAUGGAGAAUGUUCUUAUACUCUUCCACUUUGUAAUACGAGAGUUCAUAUUUACCGUCACCGGAGUGGUGUUGAGCAGUAUAAGAUGGUGCCAGCUUUCUCUGAUAAGUUCCUAACGUUAUGUCUUGAAGAUCUGACAACGACAGUUUUGGAAAAUCAGUUAGUUCAUCUUGUGAAAUACUUUCCCAUAUGAUCCUUCUGGUGACCAACUUCUGUGCUUCAACAAAUGCUUGAAAGAUGUUUGAUCGAUUGGUUCUGUUGAUGACAAGUUGUGCUAGAUAUUCAUCAUAAUCUUCAUUCUGUCUCAUUGGCGGCAUAAAAGCAUUGAUAAGGGCACAGCCAAUCUUGAAAAGUUUUACAAAACCUGGAAUUGUUAAGUUGCGAAUAGUUCCAGCAAAAUACUUAAAGACAUUUUUUAUUCGCCCAUUUACAGAUUCGAUGACCCUUCGGAUCAUUUUGACCGCUCGAGAUUCGUUUGCUUCUUGGGAACUGUGCUGCUUCUGGUUUUUUUUCAUAAAAUGAGGCAUCUUUACCUCAAAGCCCAAACGUUUAGCCAACUCUAUGACGUAUCUAAAUUCUCGAUUCCAUAUGAUCAGAUCUCCUAUUUUGAAAAAUUGGGCGAAUCCCUCGUUGUGUACCCCAGUAAUUGCUUUGAAAAUUGCUUCAUCAUUGUUUCUGCCAUCUGCAAAAUAUGGACCAUGAACCCCGAGAAUGUAACCAUCACAGCCACAAACUAUCAUCAUUUUAUCAAUUAUAUUUUAUCAAUAUUUUAGCAAUCUAUCGUUCUUUUGCUGAGACCAUGUUUUCUUUGAUGCUUCAUAGUUGGUUGGCUUCUCAAUAAAUAUGUAGGUAGCAUCUAUUAUGAUUAUUGCGCGGUUGGGACUACCUUCGAAAAGCUUCUCUGCAAGUUUGCUAUUAUGAGAACUGCUAAAGUCAUCGUGAGAUAUGUGGGAAUAGCCAAGAUGUUGAGGGACAAUCUUUGUAUAGAAUAUUACUAACUUUCUUGAACGUUUUACAAGCAUACCUCCUUCUUCCUAGUUUGAACCACAUUGCCAGAACGCUAAAGGAAAUGUUGUGUCUUAACUUCACAAGGAAUACACCAAGUGCGACUCGUUUGUUGCGGUACUUCGAAUUAUGGAGUUUUAGAGAAGUAAUACCGUCGAGUGUGUUGAAGUCUUCAAGGGAUAAUCCUGUUAGUGUCUUACAUUCUUCAUCGGUGGAAAAAUGUUCUGUAAUUGAGUUUUGCUUAUGUUGGAGCAGUUGGGCAUGAUCAGAAACAUGAUUUAGGAUGUCAAGGAUGUCAUUGUCGGAUACAACUACUCUUUGUGAAUGGAUGUAAAUUUCAUUAAAGGCGUCAAUGGGAGAAUUCUUCCCGCAAAGAUUUGCUACCGAAAAUGUCAUCGCUAUUCGUACCUCAAUUACAGGGGAACAAAUUUGUAUCGGUGAGGUUUGCAAAUUAAUGAAACACCGUUUGCUAUGCAGUAUGAUAAAUACAAAUUUUGUGGUUAUUUGAAUUCAUGACAAAUUUUCCUAAUUUUCCUCAGAAAUAUUUGAUAAUAUUUUAACGGUUCAUGGAAUUUAUGGGUUUUAUGCAUGUCCAGCGUUACCAAGACCAGACCGAAUUGCAUCAUUAUUAAUCACAUGUCAGGUGCAUAGCUGUGCAAGUGAAUUUCACUUCAAGCAAGUAAGCUGUAAGCAAGGCCCUAUGGCUCAGAGGUACGAGGGUAGGAUUGUCACCACGCAGUCACACGUUCGAUUCCUCUGGCCGGGAAGCUAUUGCUCAUCCUACUCGGCUCGGUGUUAGUACGGGGUAGGUGCUGUCUCGUGACAGGGUGAGCCCAGCCAUACGGAAUGGCAAUGUCACUGUGUACAGCCCCUAGCAGAGUCCGUUCUCUGUGGGGAUGAGACAACUUGCUACGAAAUUAUGGCAAGAAGUCGCCAU